AUGGUUGGGAUGCUUAAACUCCCCCUGGUUCUAGCCACUCUGUGGUUCUGGCAGGUUUUAGCAGCACCAGCCUCGCCUGAAUUCGAAGACCUCGUCCCUGUGCCCCGAGAUGUAUGGGACCAAUCCCUCAUGAGAACGGCAGACAAUGGAGCCUCCGUCGGUCUGGCAGACCACGAGAAGUUUGUCUGGGCUUCUAGUGAUAAACCCGGUGAAAAGGCAGUAGUCGUCAGCAUGGUUGCAUACUCCAAGCAAGAUGAAAAGAUUCUGGAUAUGGACAAGUUCUCCUUUGCGCUAGACACUGCCAGUUGCAAUGCAGAAGAGUUCUUCCUCCACUUCAAGCACCCGCUUAUCUACCAAGCGGCGAAGAUUGCAUGGGGCUGGGUUAACUACAACGAGCUCCGUUCGUUUGUUAUCGUCCCUAGCUGGAAGGGAUGCGGCGAUGACCGUUCUCAUGACCCCUGGGUUGUGAGGAAGGUCGAGUUCGACGACAAAACCCACAAGGUCAUUCUCGAUGCCUCCGAGAGCAACUGGAAGAAGGUGAUGAAUACCUUUGUGCUUGACUUUGGAGAGAUGGUCCUGGGAAAUAAUAAAAAGCGCGAUAUCAUCCCGGAUCUGGACAAGAAGUUUACGCUGGAUGUCAGCUCGAGCUUCCCCGAGGAGAUCUUCAGCUGGGAGGUUGAUACUGGGGUUCUCAACGCCACGUUGCAGGCGAACUGUGAUGACUGCGGCACCGAGGGCUCGCUUGUUUUUGCCGGCCACGUUGAAGCCAGUCUAGGCUGGACAGGGAUUGACAUUGACAAGUUCGAGCUCUCAGUCAAGCCGCAGGGCGUCAAGGCCCAUGUCGGAGUGAGUCUGGAGUUUCAGGGGGAAGUUGAUUUCCGGGACUUUGUCCAGCCAUCACAAGAGCUCAACCUGCUUGAUAUUCCUGUCUCUGGCUGGAGAAUUCCAAAGGUCUUCCAGUUUGGACCGCACGUUGAGAUCAACGCUGGCUAUGUCAUUGACUAUAUCGGCGGCUCUGCUGUAUUCUCGACCGGCAUCACAGCAAGUAUCCCGGAUACAGCAAUUGCAAAGCUGGAUCUCAAAGCAGAAGACUCGGUCCAGGUUUCUGGAUGGACUCCUGAGAUUGAGACAGAUCCGUUAGAAUUGCGAGCGGAGAUCGACGCGCAGACCCGGCUGUAUACCGAGAUUGCUCUCUCGGUCAGCAUCACCAUUCUGGAUGACAACGGCUUCGGCGUCGAUUUGGCACUCAAAGUCCCCCAGCUGACGGUCACAACAUCUGGUGGCGUUGACCUAAACGGCUUCUGCGCACCAGGCGAAGACGUAUUUGGUGUCAAAAUAGAUUCCACCGUUGGUGCCAACCUCGCCCUCGAGGGCUGGGCAGAGGUCGACGGUGACCGCAAUACCCUCGCCCAAGUCACCCUCGUAGACGCCCCAGACCUCUUCACCUUCCCUCAAGUAUGUCUCGCUUUCGGCGAGCUUUCAGAGGGCUACUGCUUAGCCGAGGGAGACGCCGAAGAGGAAGAAGACAGUACCGGUAACAACAACAAGAAGAAGAAGAAGCGUGGCGCUCUCCCUAGAGCCACUCUCCCAGAACCUUCAAAAGAGCCUGGACCGGCCCAUCACGACUUAGACCGUCGCCAGAGUGAAGACAGAAGCCGCCCUUACCAGCUCUACUGCGACAAGAAAGGAGAGUUCACGUUCCGCAAACUGAGAUACCCCGGCCCUGCGAGUAUCCGGGACGACACCGAUGUGCCCAUCAUCAAGCCCGACGUGGAAUGCGCGGACUCGAACGACUGCGUGCCGGACACCGGCAUCACCGUCAUCAAGGACAAUAUGCAAGACCGUGCAGUUGUUCGGAAAGAUAAUGGUGAUAAGAACGUGCCGCGCAUGUGGGCUACGGAACAUAUCUACGAGGCAGUCUGGAUCAGGGACUUCCUCGACUACGUGCAUGAGAAGCGCACCGGUGGUGAUGUAGACCAGGAGUGCCAUGCGGACGUGAAAAAGUUCUUCGACGACAAAAUCAAACCUACUAAGGUUCCGGUGCCAGAAAGCGCAAACCCGCCAAAGACAUACAAGGAGUCGCUGUUGCAGAAUCUGGGAACGAAUAAUACGUACAAGGAGCGCAUGGUGCUGCUUCCGAUGAAGCAGAAUAAUCAUAAACACCAUAUGUUCUCGAAAAAAGAGUUGGUAGGCUACUUCAAAAACCCAAACAGCGAAAGGCCAAAAAGACCAAACGACCAUUUCCGGCGGACUUGCGAUAUUGCCCGGAUCGUGACGGCGUGCAGGUACUUCGAUAACGGCGAGGUGCGGGAAAGGCUGAAUAACACUCUUGUUGCGCUGGAAGAUGUGCUGGGCGCAAUGGACCAGGAUCCAAAUACCAAGGUCGAAGGCUUCUCGUUUGCAGAUGCCCACAGGGAAUGGUAUGACCAGAUGUUUAAAAACGGCAUUGACUUCACGAGGGAGAAACUGGAGGAGUAUGCUACGUUUAUGAUUGCAGAUGGGGCUGCAAUGGACCAGCUCUCUGCUACCGCAAAGACCCAGAUCGAGGGUCUUGCGGACGGGAGUAAGCUGGAGGAGUACUGUCCUGGCACUGCAAGGAAGGACUGGUAA
Aspergillus versicolor CBS 583.65 is the source of this 2610-nucleotide messenger RNA. RefSeq lists its product as uncharacterized. NCBI's taxonomy places the organism in Eukaryota, Fungi, Ascomycota, Eurotiomycetes, Eurotiales, Aspergillaceae. The transcript is spliced from 7 exons. The coding region runs from base 1 to 2610 and encodes 869 amino acids. The record is from RefSeq and is a predicted model, not a curated record.